AUGAUGACCGCCAGACUGACUCGCUAUUCCAACGAUCUUGAAAACCUUUCGCGCAGCCAUCUGCGACGAAGGCUUGAACCAAUCAACGGAAUCGAUUUUACGUCGAAUGAUUUUCUGGCUUUCAGCACCGCACCGCAAAUACGCGAAGCCGUACAGUCGGCACUUGAAGACGGCAUGCCACUCGGCUCCGGUGGAUCGCGGCUGCUGCGCGGCAAUCACCGUAUUCAUGAUGAACUCGAAACCAUGGCGGCCGAGACUUUCGGCAGCGAAAAAGCGCUCUAUUUUGCAAAUGGAUAUUCCGCCAAUUUCGCCAUACUCACCACAUUGCCAAGACGAAAUGACUUGAUAAUUUUUGAUGCGCUUUCCCAUGCAAGCAUACGAGAGGGGAUAUUCUCUUCGCUGGCAAAAAAUGUAAAAACACCUCACAACGAUGUCGAUGCCAUAGAACACGUGUUAGCUGAUUGGCGUACCAGCGCUUCCGGCUCCUCCAUGGCAUGGAUUAUGGUUGAAAGCCUGUACAGCAUGGACGGUGACUGCGCACCACUAAGCGAUUUGGUUGAAGUUGCUGAAAGAUAUGGUGCGAUCCUGAUCGUGGAUGAGGCCCACGCUACAGGUGUCUGGGGCGAAAAUGGUCGGGGACUUACUGAACCGUUUGACGGACGACGCAAUCUCGUUGCAGUUCAUACAUGCGGGAAGGCGCUCGGAGCUGCGGGAGGACUUGUUUGUACAUCAUCGGAACUAAUCGAUUUCAUGAUCAACAAAUGCAGACCAUUCAUUUACUCCACCGCGCCGCCACCGAUUAAUGCCGUUGCGGUUAUGGCGGCUCUUCGACUGCUUGAUGAAGAGCCACGCAGGAGAAUUGACUUGUUGGGUUUGAUCAAAAAAGCCAAUAGGGAAUUGGAACUAAAAUUUGAAAAAAUCGGCAGCCAAACACAAAUUAUCCCCUUUGUGAUUGGUGACGAAGAACUUACCCUGCGUGUCGCUAGUGAGAUGCAGCAAGCAGGCUUCGAUCUUCGAGCAAUUCGUCCGCCCACUGUGCCAGCGGGUACAGCUCGCCUUAGAAUCUCGAUUACGCUUCACGCAACAGAAAAGAAUAUCAGCGACAUGUUCGACGAACUCUACACAAUCGUGUCAAACACUGACACAGAUAUUUCAUAA
Geodia barretti is the source of this 1158-nucleotide messenger RNA. Lineage: Eukaryota; Metazoa; Porifera; Demospongiae; Tetractinellida; Geodiidae. The record is from the annotation of a GenBank genome assembly.